AGGAGGAAGGCUCACAUUCACGGAAGUCAAGCAACUCGACAAGCUGUUUACCUAGCUAACGACACUAACAGUCCUACCUGCCUGUAGUCACUGGUGUGGCCAUCAACACGCUCAUACGAUGGUGAUGACUCACUAGGGUCGAAACCUCUCCUUAUUCCCUCUCCUUAUUCCCCCAUCUCCUUCAUCUUCACGUUCUCUGAUCAAAGGAUAGGUGAAAACAAUAUGCUGGCCAUCAUGCUCGGUGGAGGAUUCAAAGCAGAAAGACUCCGGGUCAAUCUCCGACUGGUGAUCAAUCGCCUGAAGCUCUUGGAGAAAAAGAAAACUGAGUUAGCUCAGAAGGCGCGGAAGGAGAUUGCAGACUACCUGUCAACAGGGAAGGAUGAGCGAGCACGGAUCCGUGUGGAGCACAUCAUCAGAGAGGACUACUUGGUAGAGGCCAUGGAGAUCCUAGAACUGUACUGUGACCUGCUGCUGGCUCGCUUUGGCCUCAUCCAGUCCAUGAAGGAGCUGGACCCUGGCCUGCAGGAGGCUGUGUCCACUCUCAUCUGGGCAGCCCCACGUCUGCAGUCUGAGGUCAACGAGCUUAAAAUUGUGUCUGAUCAGCUGUGUGCCAAAUACAGCAAGGAGUAUGGCAAGCUCUGUAGGACAAACCAAAUCGGGACUGUCAAUGACAGGCUCAUGCACAAACUGAGUGUAGAGGCUCCUCCUAAGAUCCUGGUGGAGCGCUACCUCAUUGAGAUUGCCAAGAACUACAACGUGCCCUACGAGUCAGACGCCAUGGUCAGACCAGAGGUGUGUACAGGUGAGGAGGCUGACCUCAUAGAUGUGGACUCUGACUUCAAGAAGCCAGGAGGCGGUGGUGGUGGUGGUGGUGGUGGUUUCACCGCUGGGGCCAUGCCUAUGCCCAUGGGCCCCCCAUCAGCGUUCAGCUACCCAACACCCAAAGGGGCCAUGCCCGGCCCCAUAGGGUUCAACGGCCCCUCCGUUGGCACAUAUGAUGCCUUUAACAACUUCCAGCCUCCGAUGAGAGGAGGGCCGCCCCCUGAGCUGCCCAGCUGCCCUCCCACCUACCAGUCUAUUGAUGAGCUGUCUAUUAAACCUUCUGAUCGAUCCCAGGUAUCUGGCCCCGGGCCUUCAUCCCAGAUCUACGAUAACAACGCUCUCCCUGAGCUGCCCUCAGUUCCCGACACGCUUCCCACUUCCUCCUUUGGAGUUGGACGCAACACUGCGAGCUCUGAUGACAUCGACUUUGAUGAUCUGUCACGGCGCUUUGAGGACCUGAAGAAGAAGACCUAGUCCUCCAGUAUCCCAUCAUCAUACUGUGUUGUCAGUCACUGCAGCUACAGUAUCAGGAAAUAUUGAAAUAUUUGGGUUGGCACCCUUUGCAGUGAAAUUCUCCUCAUUGUGUAGUUUUACUGAUGUUAACAUUAACUGUACCUCAUUCAAACAGCAGAAGGCCUUUUUUAGAGGGCUAUUUGACAGUACAUUUUAUUAUCGACUAUGUCCAAUCAAAACUGGACCGUAUAGAUGUCAUCUUUAUAUGAGCACUUUGGAUAUAAAAUGGCCUUCCUGAUAGUAACUAGUACUCUAUGUAACCUCUCAAUCUUUCUCGUUGAUAUGGUUGUCACGUAUCCCCUUGACUCACAGUAUGAGCCAAUAUUUGGUUAAUAAUCGAAUAGUCUUAACUAAUAGUGUCUCUCGUCCAGAGACUGGAUUGAGUAAUACAGGAUCUUAAUAGUUUGUCGUUGUGGGUUUCAUGAAGCAGUUUUUACCGGUCACUGAAUCGCAUACUAGAAAAACCUGUUUUCUGGCACACCCAUUGUGUCGAAAAAUUCAGGCCUAGGACAGGGUGCUACGACCUUGAAUAUCUAUGUCGGGUUUUACCCUCAGUACUCUCUGGUUCUGAACCUUUGGUGACAUCUGAAACCAGUUCUAUGACCGAUCUGUUACCUUACAUGGGGUGGAGGGAUUCAAUCAGACUUGAUUGAUAAAGUAGAGUAUUGAAAUAUGUAAUGCACAAUGCAAUUUCUAGGAAUUGUUUUAUUUGUAGAGCAAAAAUAUGUUGGUAGGAGGUUGAAGGCAAAUAGUUGGAAAAUGUUUAUUUUGUACAUGGAUUUUAUUAUGAGAAAAUCCACUUAUUGUUUCAAAGAGUAUUUAGUUUAACCCUAUACAUGCACUUUCCGUGUUUGUGUAAAAUAACCCAUGCAGUGAAUUGGCAAAUGGAAUGCAUGAUUUGACCAUGUACGUUUGCUGUAAAUACGGCCCUCAAAAUGUAACGGGUUCUUCCUCCUCUUUGUGUAAAAGAGGUUUAUAGUGUGAUUCAGUAUGUUAUCUAUGUAUGUGUGUCCUAUAUGUGUCACACUGCAUUUACCAUCAUCAGAGGCCUUCCCAUUCUAUAAGUAUAUUCAGACUAUGUACACGUAACAUGCAGUGGUGGGAAAAGUACCCAAUUUCAUACUUUAGUAAAAGUAAAGAUGCCUUAAUAGGAAAGUAAAAAGUGAAAGUCACCCAGUAAAAUACUACUUGUGUCAAAGUAUUUGUUUUAAAUAUACUUACGUAUCAAAAGUAAAAGUGUAAAUUUCUAAUUAUAUUAAGCAAACCAGAAGAAAGCACUUUGUGUUUUUUAAAUUUACUGCUAGCCAGGGGCACACUCCAACACUCAGACAUAAUUUACAAAAUAAGCAUUUGUGUUUUGUGAGCCCUCCCGAUCAGAGGCGGUAGAGAUGACCAGGGAUGUUCUUUUGAAAAGUGUGAAUUUGACAAUUUUCCUGUCCUGUUAAGCAUUCAAAAUGUAGCGAGUACUUUUGGGUGUCAGGGGACAUGUUUGGAGUAAAAUGUUAGUUUUUUUUUUUUAGGAAUGUAGUAAAAGUAAAAGUUGUCAAAAAUAGUAAAGUACAUAUACCCCCCAAAAAUACUUAAAAGUAAAAAUACUUUAGUACUACUUAAGUACUUUACACCACUGGUAACCUAUAUAAUCUUUCUUAAAAGUUGUUUGAAGUUUUGAUUUUGUGUUUGAUGAAAAUGUGUUGAAUCUUGGUGAUGGAAGAAGUAGUUUUGAUAAAGGUGAGAAAGGGGGGGGGGAUUUGCUGUUCCUGUCUUAUAGCUUGUUUUCACUAAUUAUGAUGGGUGGAAGUUAGGACUGUCUACUCCACCGUCCUAAAAUAAGACUAACACUAGUGUACAGUGACCCGCUCACUGCUUUGACUGAUCAUCCUCUAAGGUGUAAUGUAGGAUUGUUUGAAGAAUGUUUGAUACCAACUUUGAUUAGCAAGUGUACCAUAUAUCUUGUCACAUAAAACAGAUAAUAGCCUAUGGUUUUUUCUGUCUAAUAAAGGACAUCUUUCUAA
Messenger RNA from Oncorhynchus masou masou (cherry salmon), 3347 nucleotides. Its product is annotated as IST1 homolog. The transcript is spliced from 11 exons. The coding region runs from base 223 to 1296 and encodes 357 amino acids. Lineage: Eukaryota; Metazoa; Chordata; Actinopteri; Salmoniformes; Salmonidae. Gene Ontology annotation, biological process: protein transport. The record is from RefSeq and is a predicted model, not a curated record.